Striga hermonthica is the source of this 1116-nucleotide messenger RNA. The record is from the annotation of a GenBank genome assembly. NCBI's taxonomy places the organism in Eukaryota, Viridiplantae, Streptophyta, Magnoliopsida, Lamiales, Orobanchaceae.
AUGUCCCUCGUGUUAACAAGCCUCGCUCGGCUCUCGAGCCGCGUGAUCGACUUCGCGUUCGACCGGUGGCUUCGGAAUCCGCAGUCCUUCUUAACGGACAUGAGCACGCUUUCCUUAAUCCUUUCGUGUAGGCUUAAACACAUUCCCAUAUCCAACCAACUCCGUUUGGUCUUCAAUUAUCCGUCAGCCGAAUCUUUAAGCGACUCGUUGUGGAAGGAUAAAUUCGUCAAGGCCGAGGCCGCGAGACUCAACCCCGGGAUGGCUCGAACCUCACGGCCGUUGCGCGUGCUGGCCAAGCUCGUUCGCGCGCUUAUUCAAGGGCUGAGGCUCGAGCACGAUUCCCGAGUUUCUGUCGGUUAUGCUGAUCAUCGAAAAUUAUUGAUAGGGAAAACCGAACCGGUGGUUCUACCAGGAUGCGGUGAGAAUGGAAGCCGGGAACUUGUUGAUAAUCCAAAGAAACUAUGGGGCAUGGGGUUCCAUACGGAGCAUUUGGAAAAGCUGGUUUGGGAUUUGACGUUGAUUAAUUCGGAAUACGACAAUGCAUUCUAUCGUGGAAAUGGAAAGAUUGCUAUCGAUGUCGAGAUGCUUCACUUAGCUUAUAAAGACGAGGAAUUAGCUGCCGCUUUAGCACACGAGAUUGGGCAUGGAGUGGCAAUGCAUAUCGAAGGGCACCCAAAUUUUGCGUUUUGGCUCUUUCUCCUAAUUCCGUGGACUUCAUCAUCCUUUUGGGCCCCGGUAAUAUUAUUGCGCGUAUGUGACUUGAUGCUUUACAUGCGCCGAAGGAAUGAACUCGAAGCAUGGUACAUUGGGCUUAUGUUGAUGGCCUCGGCUGGUUACGACCCUAGGCUUGUGCCGGACUUUGUCAAGAAAAUGGAAAUCGAGAAGGAUGACGAUAAGUAUCUAUUGGACACGACUCACCCUUGUGUCGGGCGAGUAGCUGAGAUGCUGAGCCAAGAGACGGUGAUGGAUAAGGCGGUCGAAAUAUACGAGAAAGUUCGGGCCGGAGGCCAAGUACCGAGCUUUGUUGAGGGAGGGGAAAGAAAUUUUUGCAGCAAGCUUUUCAACCCUUUUUCAGUUACUCAGUUUUUUUCCGAAUUUAAACGAGCUGAGAAAUAG